GACGAUGGCUGAAGAUAGCAGCGCCCAACAGGCGGAGAGUUUUUACUUCACCCACGAACCACCGCCAAAAGACUUGAAAGCGAACACGACGCUCGCUCGCGAAUUCAUCAACCGCCAUGCCACCGACAAUCGCCGUGUCGUGCUUGUCACAUCAGGCGGUACCACAGUGCCCCUAGAGCAGCAGACGGUGCGCUUUAUCGACAACUUCUCUGCUGGUACACGUGGUGCCACCAGUGCCGAGUACUUCCUGCAGAACGGCUACGCUGUCAUUUUUCUGCAUCGCCAGUUCUCGCUCCUUCCAUACUCGCGGCAUUAUUCGCAUAACACGCGGUCCUUCCUCGACUAUAUGAGGGAAGAAGAUGGACGUGUCAUUGUUGAUCAGCAACACCAAGAGCAGAUGCUGCGCGUGCUGCGCCAGUACAACGAAGCUAAGCGCGACAACAAGCUGCUUAUUCUGUCGUACGUUACCAUCACCGAGUACCUGUGGAACCUGCGCGAAGUCGCCCAACUGAUGCAGCCACUGGGACCGAAAGCUAUGUUCUACCUGGCUGCUGCCGUGUCCGACUUCUUCGUGCCCCAGGACCGCAUGGUGGAGCACAAGAUUCAGUCCAACGAGGAGUUUCUGCAGAAUGCCGAGGCCAGCGGUAAUGGCAAACCACCUGCCGCCCGCACCGAGGGUCGCAGUCUUGUCAUAGAUUUAGAGCCUGUGCCUAAGUUCCUGAAGCAACUAGUGGACGGUUGGGCACCCGAGGCCAUGAUCGUGAGCUUCAAGCUUGAAACGGAUCCUUCCAUACUCGUCAAAAAAGCGCAAUACGCGCUGAACAAGUACUCCCACCACCUAGUUAUCGGCAACCUUCUCCUUACUCGCAAAUGGGAAGUCGUCUUCGUCUCCGUACUCAAUGGCGAGAAAUGGAUUCGAGUGCCUUGCAGUCGCAGGACGAAGAGUUUCUCUGGUGUACAGUCGCUCGUGGGCUCUGCAGACCAGCUGGCAAAGACUGUUGCAGUAGAGGCUGACAGGUCGGUCAGUGAUCAAGGCGGUGUUCCACAAGGCGAACCAGCAGUGGAGAUUGAAUCCCUGAUCAUACCAGAGAUUGAAACUAUGCACACAAAACUUAUAGAACAAGCUCGGACAAGAGCUGGGGCUUCAUAGCAUCUACCCAUAGACGGUAGGCCCAGAAUGAGAUUCGCUG
Molecule: messenger RNA, 1190 nt
Organism: Macroventuria anomochaeta
Lineage: Eukaryota; Fungi; Ascomycota; Dothideomycetes; Pleosporales; Didymellaceae
Product: phosphopantothenate-cysteine ligase
Exons: 1
Coding region: 5-1150 (381 amino acids)
Biological process (GO): coenzyme A biosynthetic process
Cellular component (GO): nucleus; cytoplasm
Molecular function (GO): phosphopantothenate--cysteine ligase activity
Source: RefSeq, a predicted model, not a curated record